Acomys russatus (golden spiny mouse) is the source of this 1311-nucleotide messenger RNA. It is a transcript of the gene Tspyl1, whose product is annotated as TSPY like 1. NCBI's taxonomy places the organism in Eukaryota, Metazoa, Chordata, Mammalia, Rodentia, Muridae. Gene Ontology annotation, molecular function: histone binding; chromatin binding. The transcript has a single exon. Gene Ontology annotation, cellular component: chromatin; nucleus. The record is from RefSeq and is a predicted model, not a curated record. The coding region runs from base 99 to 1241 and encodes 380 amino acids. Gene Ontology annotation, biological process: nucleosome assembly.
UCACCGCCCUAGAGACAGCGAAGGGGCGUAAGCGGGAGCUGGGCGGACCGCGCGGGCGGAGUUGUGUGUAAACUGAGGUUGGCGCGACCGUACCCGACAUGAGCAGCCCGGAGCGGGACGAGGGGACCCCUGUCCCCGACGGCCUCUGCGAUGCUGACGGUGUCCCGGGGAACCCAGGCCGGCGUCCGCCGCUCGGCGAGGAAAGCGCGGCGACCGUGGUGACAGGUGAGGGCCGCGCGGAGGUCGUGGCGAGCCUAGCGUCCCGGGGUGUCGCGGGGCCUGAGCCCCAGAUGCGGAUGGCCGCAACCGGGCAGGGAGAGACUCCGCCUCCCGCCGAGGCCUCCGAGGCAGCGGCGUUCCUGGCUGCGAAAGACGGGGAGAAGGCCCUAGAAACCCGGGGCUCGGAGGCCGAGGCCCAGGACGUGAAGACUGACCAGGCCGCCGUGGCCGUGGCAGCGGAAGAGAAGUCAGAAGUGGAGGCGCAGGGGACGGAGGAAGGGAUGGAGGUGGAGCAGAAGCCCGCGGGUGAAGAAAUGGAGAUGCUGGAGGCGAGGCGAGGGGUGAGGGGCGUGCAGGAGGAGGCCGGGCUCUGGCAUCUGGGCAUAGAUCUCCGCACGAACCCCCUGGAGGCCAUCCAGCUGGAACUGGACACUGUGAAUGCUCAGGCUGACAGGGCCUUCCAGCAUCUGGAGCAGAAGUUUGGGCGGAUGCGGCGACACUACCUGGAACGGAGAAACUACAUCAUUCAGAGUAUCCCAGGCUUCUGGAUGACUGCUUUCCGGAACCACCCUCAGUUGUCCGCCAUGAUUAGAGGUCAGGACGCGGAGAUGUUAAGAUACGUGACCAACCUGGAGGUGAAGGAACUGAGACACCCCAAGAGCGGCUGCAAGUUCAAGUUCUUUUUUCGAAGGAACCCCUACUUCAGAAACAAGCUGAUUGUCAAGGAGUAUGAAAUGAGAUCUGGCCGAGUGGUGUCGCUUUCCACUCCAAUCAUAUGGCGGAGGGGACAUGAGCCCCAGUCCUUCAUUCGCAGGAACCGAGACCUCAUCUGCAGCUUCUUCACCUGGUUUUCAGACCACAGCCUUCCGGAAUCCGACAGGAUCGCCGAGAUUAUCAAAGAGGACCUGUGGCCAAAUCCUCUGCAGUACUAUCUGUCACGUGAAGGAAUCCGUAGACCCAGACGUCGCCCAGUAAGGGAGCCAGUGGAGAUUCCCAGGCCCUUUGGCUUCCAGUCAGGUUAACUUUUGCCUUUGAAAAUACAGCUGGAACAGGUCCCUUCCCACCUGUGCUUGAGCAAAUGUAACGGGUACU